Molecule: messenger RNA, 1029 nt
Organism: Aethalodelphis obliquidens (Pacific white-sided dolphin)
Lineage: Eukaryota; Metazoa; Chordata; Mammalia; Artiodactyla; Delphinidae
Product: zinc finger protein 568-like
Exons: 4
Coding region: 266-691 (141 amino acids)
Biological process (GO): regulation of DNA-templated transcription
Source: RefSeq, a predicted model, not a curated record
GGGUGGAUCUGCAGAGACUGAGUAUGACGAUUUCUGGCAUGUGACUCAGUCCUCAUUGCUCCUGGCUCCCCAUUCUGCCCUCUUUGGAAUCUGCUGGCCCUGAGAGAUCUGUGAAAAGAGGAGAAAAUGGCCCCAGGAUUCCUGGCAGCAAGACCUUCAAGAAGUCCAGGACCCAGCCUGAAGUCCGGGCUGCUGGGACAUCUCCUCUCCUGCCUACAGGAACAAAAUAGCUACCUGAGCAUGAAGGCUGCAGGAGGUCCCCCACAUGGCAGGAGUUCCAUCUUUGGUGGAGACAACAUCUCCUAAAACUCCCUCUGGAUGUUCCAGGUGGAGUUUGGAGAGGCUGAAGAGAGAUUCCCUCAGCAGAGCUGCUGCACUGCCUUCUGAGGUUUCUGCCCUUCUUCAGGAAGAGGAGGAAAUGCCCAAAUUACAGGAGCUGGUGACGUUCCAGGAUGUGGCUGUGGACUUUACCCAGGAGGAGUGGGAGCAUCUGGAUCCCUCUCAGAGGCACCUGUACAGAGAAGUGAUGUUGGAGAACUAUGGGAAUCUCAUCUCCUUGGGUGAGAACAGCAUCUUCCUGAACCCAUCUGCUUUCUCUCGGGUUCAGUUGUAUAGAGUAAAUCCUGAGGGGAUUUGCAUUUGGGGGUCCACAUAUUCCAGAUCCCUUAAUGGUAGUGGGUAUCAGAUUUGAGAGUGCAUAGAAAUACCUGAGGUGAAGGCAAGAAAUGCCAGUUCCUGUCCAAAUUAAAGGAGACUAAAGAGAUAAGACAACUAAAUGCAGUGUCUUAUUCUAGAUAGAAAAUAUCUAGGAAAAUAGUGCUAAACGGAACAUAUUUGAGACAAUUGGCAUCAUUUACAAAUUAACUGUGAACUAGAUACUAAUACUGCAUCAAUGUUAAGUUUCCUGAUUUUGAUGGCUGUACUGUGGUUAUGGAAAAAAAUGUCCCUGUUCUUAGGAAAUGUGUACUGAAAGAAUUUAGUCAUAGAGAGCCAUGGGGCCUGUAACUUUCUCUUAAGUGGUUUAAAAAA